GCAGUGAGUAAUAACCACAGCAGCAGCUACAUACAUACACAUAUGCAACACCUAUGUGCAACAUAUGCAUCAAACACAUAUGCAACAUAGACAUAUCCAUACAGCAACAACACGUGGCAAAAACAUCAAGAUAAUAGACAUCAACCAAAGACACAUAGCAACAACAUAGACCAACAGCAUCUGCACAUAUUACAUGUACUUAAUUUUGACACAAAUGGAACCCCAUACUUCUGAAACUAGCAUUUUUCUCCCAAGCAAGCUGCACCCAAAGUCCUUGCAAAAUCUUUUGCUCUUACUGCAUGCUAAAUAUAUGGAUUACUUAACAUGCACAUUAGUAAUAAUUAUAAGUAUUUUCUUUCUUAGUAAUAGAUUUAAACUUAUAUUUUGAUGUGAGUUAGGUCUUGUGCCAUUGGUAAUCUUUGCACAUGCACGCUUGUCAGUCAUACUAGGUUAUAGAUACAUGACAGGGCUUUGAGAUCUAAAACAUUUAAUGAGCUACAUAGAGGGUUGUAUAAUAUUUUGCAAAUGUUGUUGGUCAAUUUAAAUGGACAUUUAAAAAGUCACUUUAAUAACCAUUUAACUGAACUGGAUUAUUGAUCAAGAGUAGAACAAAGUUCAUCAACAGUUGACUAACUUUCUGGCCAAUCUUGGGCUUAGAGGCGGGGGAUAGAAUAAAUGCAAGAUGAUACAUAUGCGCUUCAGUUCCUCGGAGGAGAAAAAGAGGUUGGCUCAGACUUUUUUCAGCAGGCAAGAGAGCAUUUUGCAAACAUGGUGUCUCUGAAACCUCCGUCUUUGAUGCCGGUGACCCUCGCCGAGGCGCUGCUCAUUCUGAGCUGCCUGGCUGUCGCUCUCCUCGCCUUCCUGCUGGUGCGCCAGCUCGUCAAGCAGAGGAGACCCCCUGGGUUUCCUCCCGGUCCAUCUCCCAUCCCUAUCAUAGGAAACAUUUUUUCUCUCGCCACUGAGCCGCACGUCUUUCUCAAGAAGCAAAGCGAAGUUCACGGGCAGAUUUUCAGUCUAGACCUGGGAGGCAUCAUGACAGUGGUAUUAAACGGUUAUGACUGUGUGAAGGAAUGCCUUUAUCAUCAGAGUGAGGUUUUUGCUGAUCGACCUUCUUUGCCUUUAUUCAAAAAAAUGACCAAAAUGGGUGGUCUUCUAAACUGUAAAUAUGGAAAAGGCUGGAUUGACCAUCGCAAGCUGGCUUGCAACUCUUUCCGUUACUAUGGCAGUAGCCAGAAACUGUUUGAGAGAAGAAUAACAGAGGAAUGCAUGUUCUUUGUUGAUGCAAUUGACAAACACAAGGGAAGACCCUUCAACCCCAAACACCUUGUGACCAACGCCGUGUCAAACAUCACCAAUCUGAUUAUUUUUGGCCAGCGUUUUACUUACGAUGAUAGGAACUUCCAACACAUGAUCGAGAUCUUCAGUGAGAAUGUGGAGUUGGCUGUCAGUGGCUGGGCUCUCCUAUACAACGCCUUCCCUUGGAUUGAAUAUUUGCCCUUUGGGAAACACCAGAAACUGUUCCGCAAUGCUGUUGAGGUGUAUGACUUCCUGCAGGAGGUCAUAACAGGAUUUUCUCAUGGUAGGGUGCCCCAUUCACCACGCCACUAUGUUGAUGCAUAUUUAGAUGAGUUGGAGCAGAACACAGGAGAUCCCAGGACUUCUUUUACUUAUGAGAACCUCAUCUACUCAGUGGGAGAGCUCAUUAUCGCAGGCACGGAGACCACGACCAACACCCUGCGUUGGGCUAUGUUGUACAUGGCCCUCUACCCAAACAUACAAGAGAGGGUGCACAGGGAGAUCGACAGUGUUCUGACUCAUGGGAGUCCACCUUCUCUUGAGAACAAGCAUAGGAUGCCCUACGUGGAGGCCGUUCUGCAUGAGGUCCUUCGCCUCUGCAACAUUGUGCCUCUUGGUAUCUUCCGAGCCACCUCCCAAGAUGCAAAAGUCAAUGGGUACACGAUUCCUAAAGGAACCAUGGUGAUCACAAACCUCUACUCAGUGCACUUUGAUGAGAAGUACUGGGAUGACCCAGGAGUCUUCUUACCAGAGAGGUUUCUGGACAGCAGUGGCAACUUCAUGAGACAUGAGGCCUUCCUUCCAUUCUCUUUAGGAAGGCGUCAUUGCGUGGGUGAGCAGCUGGCCCGAAUGGAAAUGUUCCUCUUUUUCACCACAUUAAUGCAGAGGUUUCAACUUCAAUUCUCUCCAGGAACCAUUCCAACUGUAACUCCCAAACUUGGAAUGACCCUACAGCCCAAACCUUACUCCAUUUGUGCUGUCCGUAGGCAGCAAAAGUUUCACUGCUCUGAAGACACUCCUUAUCAUAAGUAGGUCCGCCAGCUGCAGUGCACAGCAUGGCCUGUGCUAUCUGUCUUUUAAAAUGACUUUUGGUGAUCCAGAUGCCCCUCAACAUCCUAACACAACAUUCAGUAUAUUCUACUGCUACAGAUUUUUUUUAUGAGCAUAUCUGCAUGUUUGCACAAUACUUUUAAACAGCAGGGGAGGUGACAGGUGCUGAAAGGACAUCCUGGGAGCACGAGUGGGCAAUUGAUUUAAUUAUCUGAGCUCCUGCAACCAGAAAACGAAAUGCCUGUGAACCUUGGCGCAGCGAUGAUGGCUUAGGUCAAUGAUUAAUAUUCUGUACACCAAUGAUGGUUCAUAGGACUGAUGUUGUAGGACAGCUUUGGGGAGAUUAAUGACACCAGCUAUCCACACAGCCUGUGUCGGGCCAAUUGGGACUAACGGACUUUCCAAGAAAGUUCUGAACAGUGCAUUGGAAUUGGCUGUUGGCCAAGAUUUACAUCAUCUGGACUGACUCUGAACCUUUCUCCAGGGAUAGCGCUAUUUGGAAAAUCUUUCUCCUAGAAAGCAAAUGCAACCCUGAUGGAUUUCUAAAAACUGACUUUGCAACACUGGUUUCUGAUAAAUGGUGCUCAUUAGUACAAAUAAUGUACUGUGUUCAUAUGUAAGAUUGGUUCAUAUGUAAGAUUGGCAACCAUUUAUUGGUUGGCAAUCCUGGUAGUGUACAUGUUUCUUUUUGUGUAUUCAUAAAUUACUAUGACAGAAAAAAGUUGCCCUACUUUUUCUUUUACCUGCAGCAACAAAAAAAUGCAACCUCAAAUGCUUACAGGGUUCACUUUUUUUCACAUGAACCUUUGGAUUAUUAAUU
This is a messenger RNA of Girardinichthys multiradiatus, 3166 nucleotides long. It is a transcript of the gene cyp2r1, whose product is annotated as vitamin D 25-hydroxylase. NCBI's taxonomy places the organism in Eukaryota, Metazoa, Chordata, Actinopteri, Cyprinodontiformes, Goodeidae. Gene Ontology annotation, cellular component: intracellular membrane-bounded organelle; cytoplasm. The transcript is spliced from 5 exons. The coding region runs from base 676 to 2328 and encodes 550 amino acids. The record is from RefSeq and is a predicted model, not a curated record. Gene Ontology annotation, molecular function: iron ion binding; oxidoreductase activity, acting on paired donors, with incorporation or reduction of molecular oxygen, reduced flavin or flavoprotein as one donor, and incorporation of one atom of oxygen; heme binding. Gene Ontology annotation, biological process: xenobiotic metabolic process.